Messenger RNA from Verticillium dahliae VdLs.17, 795 nucleotides. RefSeq names its product 40S ribosomal protein S23. The coding region runs from base 29 to 454 and encodes 141 amino acids. Gene Ontology annotation, cellular component: cytosolic small ribosomal subunit; ribosome. Gene Ontology annotation, molecular function: structural constituent of ribosome. Lineage: Eukaryota; Fungi; Ascomycota; Sordariomycetes; Glomerellales; Plectosphaerellaceae. Gene Ontology annotation, biological process: translation. The transcript has 3 exons. The record is from RefSeq and is a predicted model, not a curated record.
ACCCGCGAUACCUCACUAAAUCGCAACCAUGGCUCGUGGACUCAACGCGGCGCGCAAGCUGCGCCUCAACAGGAAGGACCAGCGCUGGGCGGAUCUGGGAUACAAGAAGCGUGCUCUGGGAACCGCCUUCAAGUCCUCCCCCUUCGGUGGCUCCUCCCACGCCAAGGGCAUCGUCCUCGAGAAGGUCGGUGUCGAGGCCAAGCAGCCGAACUCGGCCAUCCGAAAGUGUGUUCGUGUUCAGUUGAUCAAGAACGGCAAGAAGGUCACCGCUUUCGUCCCCAACGACGGUUGCCUCAACUUCGUUGACGAGAACGACGAGGUCCUGCUCGCCGGUUUCGGUCGCAAGGGCAAGGCCAAGGGUGAUAUCCCCGGUGUCCGCUUCAAGGUCGUCAAGGUUUCCGGUGUUGGUCUGCUCGCCCUGUGGAAGGAGAAGAAGGAGAAGCCCCGUUCGUAAACGGUCGGCUCGCAAGGGCCGUCGCGUGGAAGGAGAAACGGAAAAUUUCGGCAACUUGGAGUUCACGCUUUGCAUUGGGCAUGGAUCAUUCGGUCACGGUCCUGAUACUCUCGGAAGGCAGACAUUUGGUCGAUGAAUGAAACAAGAUCAUAAACGUCCACCUGCUUGUGGCGAGGUGUCACAAUCAACACCAGGCACGGAAAUUUUGCUUCUGCACGGCGACGAGACAUGAUACUGAACGUGCCGUCGAUGAUGAAUGACGAACGAGAGAAGCAGGCGUGGUUAUGAUGUACAGGUACAACGUGAUACAUUACAGUCACAAACGUCUUACAGGUCUAUCG